Messenger RNA from Daphnia magna, 1599 nucleotides. RefSeq lists its product as uncharacterized. The record is from RefSeq and is a predicted model, not a curated record. NCBI's taxonomy places the organism in Eukaryota, Metazoa, Arthropoda, Branchiopoda, Diplostraca, Daphniidae. The coding region runs from base 1 to 1599 and encodes 532 amino acids. The transcript has a single exon.
AUGGAGUUGUGCAAAUGGACCUCCGAUAGUGCAGAGUUGAUUAAGAGACUGCCGGAGGUCCAGUUCAAAGAGGCGGUCACAAACGUGACAGCAGAGGGCAAGUCAGCCACGAAAGCCUUAGGGGUGAUCUGGGAUCCCGCGUCGGACAAAUUCAGGUUUGAUCCGGCGCAGGUACUCAGAGAAGCCCGCGAAAUUGGUGACAGACCCACCAAACGGAAGCUUUUCAGCCUGGCACUGAAGAUCUUUGACCCUUUGGGUCUCAUCGCUCCGGUGACGUUGGUGGGGAAACUCAUCAUGCAAAAGGUGUGGUUGGCGGGCUCAGGAUGGGAUGAGCCCAUUCCAAUCGAGGUGAUACCUCAUUGGAAAACAUUCAUUGACGGAAUAACAGAGCUGAGGAAUACCUGUCAGCUCCGAUGGUCGGGAGAUCAUGAAGGGAGACUUCAUCUUUUCUGCGAUGCAAGCAACGACGCCUACAGUGUGGUGGCGUACUUGCAGAGAAUCGAUGGGGAAGACCCAGUGAUGCUGUGUAGCAAAACGAGAGUAGCGCCGGACCCUAAGAAAUCAGUCUCGAUCCCGCGGCUGGAGCUUCUGAGUGGGCUACUGGCCGCGAGGCUCGGGAGCUACGUCGAGAAAGCGACGGAAACAGUCAUCAAGAAAAAACUUCUGUGGACCGACUCAGCGAUAGCCUACUGGUGGAUGAAAGGCGAGGCUGGUCGGUGGAAGCAGUUUGUUUACAAUAGGGUGAGAGAGAUAAGACAGACAGUGGAGACUGAAGAAAUCAGGCACUGCCCAGGGUUACAAAACCCGGCGGACGUAGCAUCCAGAGGGGCUACGGCCGCGCAGUUAAACGCACAAAAGAGUUGGUGGACUGGCCCAUCUUGGAUGGGGAAAGAGAAGGAGUGGCCCCAGUCACCAAGCUCAGCGACCGAGCUCCAAUUACAGGAGGUCUCGGUCGAAGAAAAGACAGUCGAAGUAACGCAAUGCGCGAUAUCAAUCGAAGCAAAGUGGUACGAAAGAUUCAGCUCCAUGCGAGUCAUGGUAAGAGUCUUGGCCACGAUGCUAAGGGCGAUAAAAAAGUUCAAAGGCCAAGAUAGUCCGGAAAGCCCGGCUGCAACGGUCAGACAUCGGGGAAGGAGGUUGAAAUUCCCCGUGUUGACAACAGAAGAGACUCGAGAGGCAACGAUCGAGCUCUACAAAGAAGCCCAGGCGACUCACUACUUAGCAGUGGUGAAGAGCUUUAAAGCUGGGAAAACAGAAGUCCCACAUGAGUUGAGGAAACUCGGCCUCAUGUGGGACAGCAAAGACGAGUUGAUCAGGUGUCGAGGCCGGCAUCUAAAUUGGAUGGAAUACAAUAAAAAAGCAGCGCUCAUUCUGCUACCGGCCGAACACAUCAUAACAAAGAGACUGAUUGAACAAACGCAUCUUCGGUUGAAACAUACCGGAGUGAAAACCAUGAUGGGGGCACUCAGAACGGAUUUCUGGAUUCCGAAGAUGCGGCAGACCAUCAAAAAAGAGACAAGCAAGUGCACGAGAUGCCAGAGAAUGGACUCGAGACACUUCGAUGAAAUACCGGCGCCCCUACCGUUGGACCGCCUGUAA